GUGAACCGCUCGGGUUAUUAAUAAUUCACCAGCACUCCGCUCCGCUUCUCCGGCCGCGGCCGCAGGACACCGCACGUCCCCACCGGUGCGUGCGUGCAGCCGCGCCGCUUUUCCACUCUUGUUUACUUCAUUUUUGCUGCUCGUUGUCUUUCACAGGGACACGCUAGUUUCAUCUCCUUGUUACUAUUCAGCCUACAGACCGUCCCGACUGGCAUUGCCCUCCAGGUAUACCGCUGGUCCCAGAAACUCUGCUUUCGCGCUGCCACAUGGUGGAUUUUGUUUUGUCUCAUUUCGCCUGUUCUCUCCGCAACUUUCCCCGACACUGAGGAGCAGGUGGGAUCGCUGGACCCGGCGUGGUGCUCCGUAUUUCACCCCCAAGCAGAACCGGAGCAUGCACAAGGCGACGCGCGCGGUGUCGUCCCCUCUGCAGGAGCAACAGCUGAUUCUGUGAGCGCGUAAGCAUAAGAGUGCAAGCUACUUACUGUGGGUGCACAGCCAGACUCCUGCUCUGGCACUCGGGCUCAGACGGGAACUGUGUCGGUGGCGCAAAGCGCGAGUACUCGGUGGACAUUACGUUACCGGGACAGAUAAGGGAGAGAGUGAGCAGCGCGCGCGAACAUUGACGACUCUCAUGGAAAUAUCACGAGUUGAACCCGAAGAAAAACACCUUGUAUGAAAAAGUCGGGAAGCAGAUCUCUUGGAUUAUUCGGCGCUGAUCCUCCUUUGCCCGGACUGAGAAGAGUUGACCACAAAUUAAAAUAAAACAAUGUUUACCAUGCAGCAGGCCGUGUUUUAGGACUCUUUUGCUUCCGGUUUAAGGCCCAGCUGAACAAGAAACCGAGCGGAUUGCUCUCUCCCACACACUUUUUUUUUGGAAGCCGAACUUUUUGAGAGUGGAAAAUGGGUCUUUGAGAGAGUUGGCACAUCUCCACACACCACAAUGGCAACCGAAACCUUUCUGUUGAACGAAGAACCCUCCAGAGGUCCUGGGAUGCCUGAAUGCUUUGUAGUAUCAGAUUCAUACAGGUAUUACCCUACUCACCUUCUAAACAAUGCCUUAGUGGAUGAAUUUCAUCCCUUCAUUGAGGCCCUCCUCCCCCAUGUACGUGCCUUCUCCUACACCUGGUUCAACCUGCAGGCCCGUAAGCGCAAGUACUUCAAGAAGCACGAAAAGAGGAUGACCAAGGAUGAAGAGCGUGCAGUGAAGGAUGAGCUGUUGGGAGAGAAGCCGGAGAUCAAGCAGAAGUGGGCCUCGCGUCUGCUGGCAAAGCUGCGCAAGGACAUCCGGCCUGAGUUCCGUGAGGACUUUGUGCUCACCAUCACAGGGAAGAAGCCCCCCUGCUGCGUCCUGUCAAACCCUGACCAGAAAGGCAAGAUCCGACGAAUCGACUGCCUCCGCCAGGCUGACAAGGUGUGGCGGCUGGACCUAGUGAUGGUCAUCCUGUUCAAAGGCAGCCCCCUGGAGAGCACGGAUGGAGAGCGGCUGGUCAAGUCGCCCCAGUGCUCCAACCAUGGCCUGUGUGUCCAGCCGCACCACAUUGGAGUGACGGUCAAGGAGCUGGACCUCUACCUGGCCUACUUCGUCCACACACCAGAACAAUCAGGACAAUCAGACAACUCAAACCAGCAAGGAGACACAGACGUCAAGCCCCCACCGAAUGGCCACUUGAGUUUCCAGGACUGCUUUGUGACUUCAGGGGUGUGGAACGUAGCGGAGCUGGUUCGCGUGUCACAGACCCCAGUUGCUACAGCAACUGGCCCUAACUUCUCCUUGGCUGACCUGGACAGCCCUGGCUACUACAACAUCAACCAGGUGACCCUGGGACGGCGCUCCAUCACCUCCACCCCCUCUACCAGGACUGAAAUGGAGCUUUAUGCAAGUCUCCCACGGAGCUCCAACAAGCGCAAGUCUAUUGACGAUAGUGAGAUGGAGAGCCCGGUGGACGAUGUCUUCUACUCAGGCCGCUCCCCGGCGGCUGGCAGCAGCUCUCAGUCCAGCGGUUGGCCUAAUGAUGUGGAUGCAGUGCAGCACCAUUUGGCCAGUGUGCAGGAGAGGAAGAUUAAGCAUGAGAACGAUGGAGUGCAGUUUCCUUACCAUGGACUCUCAUCGCCUAGUUCUCUUAAGAAGCCGGGGAAAUUCGAUUUCAGCGCCCUGUCCUCCCAGACGAGGUCCCCCCGCAUGGCGUUCACCCACCACCCACUGCCAAUGCUGGCGGGAGUGAGACCAGGGAGUCCCCGUGCUUCAGCUUCGGCCCUGCACUUCCCGUCUCCUUCCAUCAUCCAGCAGUCUAGCCCCUACUUCACCCACCCAACCAUCCGCUACCACCACCACCCUGGACAGGAUCCCCUGAAGGAAUUUGUGCAGUUUGUCUGUGCUGAUGGCUCAGGGCAGUCCGCUGGACAGCCAAACGGGAGCGGCCAGAGCAAAAUGCCAGGCUCCUUCUUGCUGCCUCCACCUCCCCCAGUGGCCCGCCCAGUGCCCCUCCCUAUGCCCGACUCUAAACCCAACAGCACGCCCCCUGACGGCGGACUCUCCUCGCCCGCAUCUCCGUCAUACUCCACGCCAGGCGCAACAGCUCCCAACAGGUUUGUCGGCAUCGGAUCACGGGACAACAACUUUCUGAACAUCCCGCAGCAGACACAGUCUUGGUUCCUCUGACAAGACCUGUGUACAAACCAGCAACUAGAAUUCUUUCUUUACAAUCCGAAAUAGAAAACAGAGAAACAGCCCGGGGAUAAUAAUUGUCCUCAAACAAACCCACUGACCAGCCCUGACAGAACGUCUCACCUGAUACAAAAUAUAACCAAGCAACGCAGGAAAUUUCAGCAGCAUAAUGCUUAUAGAAGAACUCUGGACUCAUUUACCCAGUCAGAGGGAGGACCCGUUUGGAGCAAAGGAGGAUAGAUGGAAAGAUGAAUGGAUGGACAAGAGAAUGCCAGGAUAAAGAAGGAAUGAGGGGACAAAUGGCAGCGAGCAGGCAUCUCACCUGAAACCAGCAGAACACAGCAGUAACACAGGAGGAACUUCAAGAAGUGAAAGUGGUCAACCUCUCCUUACUUUGUGACGACAUGUUGUGUAAACGAAUGGCUGAGAAAAUCAACUGUCCGACCAAAAACAAACAAACAAACAAACAGAUUUAACGUUUCAGCUCCAAAGCUUCACCGAUAAUGAAUCCACAGCCUGAGCAAAGCAAAAGGCACAAUUUGGUUUCCAAUGAAAGCUGCAGUCCACGCUCCUGUGAUGUUUGUCAUCACCAAAACAAAAUCGAAUUAACCAUUGUUUAUGUCCCUCUUUAUGACUCCAUAAAGUCCCCUUACCCAACUACUAACUACAGAGAGACCAUGCCAAAACUUGUGUUGUUAAAAGGUUGCACUAGACGCUGAAUCAAUUAACACUAAUCUAAACGAUGUGCACUAUUUACCUACAAGGCAUGGGAGGUAAACCACACUUGUCUAUUGAGAGUUUUAAAGAGGAAACACAGAGGUACAAGAAGCCUUCGUGUGUACUCGAUCCCCAUACUUCAGUUUGACAAAUCAUUGGCCUCCACUUAUUCACACUCACACACACAUACACACACACACACACCCCUCGCACGACACACACAAAGAAAGAUCAUGCAAUCUGUGCCAUGACCACAUCAUGUACAGCGUGUUUAAGUGGUAACACACAGUUACCUUGUCAGACCUUCUAGAUUGUAGUAGUCAUAGGUGGUGGUGUUGUGUCAUUUUUACAUGGAAACAGUUAAGCCCAGUGAACUCUUGCUACCUAUUUAAUUAGAUAUCCCAAUAUCACACAAACGUACACACUGAAAACCACAGUGUGAGUACAUCAUUACUGACAGUUUUCACGACUAUAGACAGCAGCUACCAGUUCCCCCUUUUCCCUUGUGUAAUUAAGCUGAAUGAUUUUGUUAUCUCUUGUGUAUUCUCUUAUUUGAAUUUAUUCCUUUUUGGAUUUGUACUAUUUUGUAAUUGUUUUGUAUUUGAAUGACAGCACCUUAAAGAGAAACACAGCGGGAGUUGGGAAGUUGAAGCGGCGUAAACAGGGUGGUUGGCUGACCUUUGUCCAGUAGUACAUGCAAAAACCUUUUCUGUAAAAGUAAGUCAUUUGGGGAAAUAUGUUGUAUUUGUUGAGAGCUGGAUGAGAAGAUUUGUACCCAUCCUAUGUCUGCACGUUAAGUGGGAAGCUACCACCAGGUCGGCUGAGUUUAGCAGAGGGACAGCUAGCCGGGGUCAGUACAGAGGUCAUGAAAUCAGCAAACUAAGCACCUCUAAAGCUAAUGUGCUCACCAUGCAACUUCUGCUUUAAACUUGCCUUGUGUGAGGAAGAUGCUGAAGAUGGUGUGAACACAGCCUUAGACCUGCUGGUUUGCAGAUUUUAUUGAUCUGUGCACAGUAUUUUUUUCUAGGCUGAGCUAACUGGCUGCCUGGGAUAGCUUUGUAUUUCACACACAUCCAUGAGAAGGAUAUCAAUUUUCUUCUCCAGUUCUCAGUGAAUCAAUGAUAAUAUGUAUUUCCUAGAGUGUCAAAUGGGUUGAUUUAUUUGUUGCCAGUGCCAGACAAUGAAGGGUUUGACAAUCACAGAAAGCUUUUUUUCUGAGCACUUACCUGACAAUGAAGCUAGCCAAAUCUGCUAUACCGCCGCGAUACGACUGGUGACUGGUGGUGGUGAGUUACGAGUGAAAGAGGAUUAGCAUUGAGGACAGAAGGUUGCUGAAGAUACGACCCAGCGUUAAAGAGAGAGUAGCUCUUCUUUCUGUCUCCUUAAAGUUUACCCUGUUGUUUACACUCCCAGACGGGCCGCUGCUCCAAGAGCAGAGGGAGCCACACUGUGGAGCAAAAUGAAUAUGUGACAUAUCUGGUUGUUUUUUGAGAGGAAGAGAGGGCCUUUAAGGCCAGCAGUAGGAGGAUCACCCAUG
This is a messenger RNA of Labrus bergylta (ballan wrasse), 4919 nucleotides long. It is a transcript of the gene nfixb, whose product is annotated as nuclear factor I/Xb. The record is from RefSeq and is a predicted model, not a curated record. Gene Ontology annotation, cellular component: nucleus. Gene Ontology annotation, biological process: regulation of transcription by RNA polymerase II. NCBI's taxonomy places the organism in Eukaryota, Metazoa, Chordata, Actinopteri, Labriformes, Labridae. Gene Ontology annotation, molecular function: RNA polymerase II cis-regulatory region sequence-specific DNA binding; DNA-binding transcription factor activity, RNA polymerase II-specific.